This is a messenger RNA of Naegleria lovaniensis, 843 nucleotides long. RefSeq lists its product as uncharacterized. The coding region runs from base 1 to 843 and encodes 280 amino acids. The transcript is spliced from 2 exons. NCBI's taxonomy places the organism in Eukaryota, Heterolobosea, Eutetramitea, Acrasida, Naegleriidae. The record is from RefSeq and is a predicted model, not a curated record.
AUGUGUUCAUCAACCUCUUCCUCAUCACUGAUGAAUACACCCACGACGAUGCAUCACUAUAACAGCAAUAAUAACAGUGGUGUUGCUGUUGUGGGUCGAAUGAAUAUGACAACGCCAUCACCGAUACAUGCUGUCAGAUGCCAAGACAUCAAUGCUCCAGACAAUUCAUCCAUGAAUUCGAGAAGAAACUCUACCACUUCGUCCACGACCUUGUCCUCGUCGAAUCUUGGUAAAUCAUCAUCAUCCAAAACAAACUUGACAAGUUCAAAUGGCAUUGAAAAACAAUCUAAGAGAAAAACAAACUCCAAACUGAAAGAAUUCACCACUGUCUUUGACAUUAAAAAGACAUCUGUCAGCUUUGUCUCGAGAAAUGGUGAGGAACAAAAGAAGACUCGACGAGCACAAGCUUCCAUCACCAAAGAAGAAAUUUUGAGGGUUCUUCACUUGUCUCAAACACAAGCAUGUAAUCAAAUUGGAUGUUCUCUGUCCACUCUGAAACGAAGAUUUUAUGAAUUGAAGGAUGACAUGGGUUUACAAAGAUGGCCUCAAUUCUAUGAAGAAAUCAAAGAUUUACCCAUUUUCCCUCAAGUCUAUCCCAUGUGUUUGGAAUUUAUAUUGAAUCGAGAGGAUGAAGAUCCAAUCACGAAAGUAACAACAACUGCAAAUCCUCCUCCUCCUCCUUCCAUUGUCGUGUCGAAUGUUGGUGGUGGCAUGCUGGACAAGAAUCAAAAAGUAUCCAGUCCUUGUACAAGCUCGACCUCAACUUGUUCGGCAUCUUGUUCUUCUUCUUUGAAUGGAAUUCAAACAGUCCAACCAAUGGCAAUAGCCUCUCCAAUACAGUAA